Messenger RNA from Melampsora larici-populina 98AG31, 1470 nucleotides. RefSeq lists its product as uncharacterized. The coding region runs from base 148 to 1470 and encodes 440 amino acids. Gene Ontology annotation, cellular component: clathrin-coated vesicle; clathrin adaptor complex. NCBI's taxonomy places the organism in Eukaryota, Fungi, Basidiomycota, Pucciniomycetes, Pucciniales, Melampsoraceae. The record is from RefSeq and is a predicted model, not a curated record. Gene Ontology annotation, biological process: intracellular protein transport; vesicle-mediated transport. The transcript has 11 exons. Gene Ontology annotation, molecular function: clathrin-cargo adaptor activity.
ACCAAUCCACCUUCCACCAUCCACCUUCAACUACCAACUAUCCACCAUCAACUAUCAAAGAAACAAACCAAAAACCAUAAAGCUACCAACCUACAGCCAAGCGAUCUGAAAAUCAAACAUCAUACUCUGACUCAAACCUCAUUCAAAAUGGCAUCCUUAGUCGCAAUCUGUGACUUGAAAGGAAAAAGUUUAAUUCAAAGAAAUUAUAGGGAUGAUGUAUUACCAUCUACGAUUGAAAAAUUUAUGCCUUCUUUACUUGAGAUGGAAGAAAACGAUUUAUCAUCUGUGACUCCUUGUUUUACUGUUGCAGGUAUUAAUUAUAUGUAUAUUCGACAUAACAAUUUAUAUCUGAUUGCUUUAUCAAAACGAAAUUCAAAUGCGGCUGAGAUUUUAACUUUUUUACAUAAAUUAGCUCAGGUUCUUUCCGAAUACUUUAAAGAAUUAGAAGAAGAAUCCAUUCGAGAUAACUUUGUGAUUAUUUAUGAACUUUUAGAUGAGAUGAUGGAUUAUGGUUAUCCACAAACAACUGAAUCGAAGAUCUUACAAGAAUAUAUUACACAAGAAUCACAUAAACUUGAAAUCCAAGUCAGACCACCCAUGGCAGUGACCAAUGCAGUUAGUUGGAGAUCUGAAGGUAUAAGAUACAGGAAAAAUGAAGUCUUUUUAGAUGUGGUUGAAAGUGUUAAUUUGUUGGUAAAUGCUAAUGGAAAUGUAGUUAGAAGUGAAAUCUUGGGUGCAGUUAAAAUGAAAUGUUAUUUAAGUGGAAUGCCUGAAUUAAGAUUAGGUUUGAAUGAUAAAGUAAUGUUUGAAAGUACAGGUCGAACUUCGAGGGGAAAAGCUAUCGAAAUGGAAGACACAAAGUUUCAUCAAUGUGUAAGAUUAUCAAGAUUUGAAAAUGAUCGAACGAUUUCAUUUAUUCCACCAGAUGGAGAAUUCGAAUUAAUGUCAUACCGAAUCAAUACCCAAGUAAAACCUUUAAUCUGGGCAGAAGCCAUGGUAGAAGUUCAUUCCAAUAGUAGAGUCGAAUAUGUAGUCAAAGCCAAAGCUCAAUUCAAAAGAAGAUCAACAGCUAAUAAUGUAGAGAUUUAUGUUCCGGUGCCUGAUGAUGCUGAUUCACCUAGAUUCAGAGCUUCGGUAGGCACAGUUCAUUAUGUUCCGGAAAAAUCGGCUUUUGUUUGGAAAAUCAAACAGUUGGGUGGUGGGAGAGAAUAUUUGAUGAGAGCUCAAUUCGGUUUACCAUCAGUUAGAAAUGAUGCGAUUGAAAAAAGAGCACCUAUUACAAUCAAAUUUGAAAUUCCUUAUUUUACGGUUUCUGGUAUUCAAGUUAGAUAUUUAAAAAUUGUUGAAAAAUCUGGUUAUCAAGCUCUUCCUUGGGUUAGAUAUAUUACUCAACAUGGGGAUGAUUAUUCAUUACGAACGUUAGUUCUGAUUUUUCUUUUAUAUUCUUCGUUUUUUGUUGUUACUGAUUAG